Messenger RNA from Eurytemora carolleeae, 927 nucleotides. RefSeq lists its product as uncharacterized. The transcript has 9 exons. Lineage: Eukaryota; Metazoa; Arthropoda; Copepoda; Calanoida; Temoridae. The record is from RefSeq and is a predicted model, not a curated record. Bases 31 to 927 code for a protein of 298 amino acids.
AUUAGGUGUAGAGUUUCAAUUAUAAGUGUAAUGUCUCAGAUCAGUUGCAGAGGGUUAAUUCUCUUCAUUUUGACCAUCCAGUUAUUGCAUAUCUCAGGCUUUGAGCUUCAAGAAUCUGGACCAACCCUUAGCCUUGUUAGGGUUAAUAGUUCCUUCCGUUUAUCCUGUAGAGCUAAUUCCUAUUAUGAGUGGUGUACGUUCUAUCAUACCGUAAGCAAAUGUGAGUUUGAGUGGAAACGUAAACCUUGGAAUGUGACAACUACAGAUUGUAAGGACUUCGGGGACAGGAUUAGUUUUCAGGGUGAUUACAACAAGUUUGAAUGUGCAAUCAAGAUUGAAACUUCAGUUCCCGAAGAUACUGGAGAAUGGAGCUGUGUUCUAGAGAAAUAUGUUAGAGGUAAAUCCAGAGGAGCAGGGGCAAAAGUUCAGGGACAAAUGGAUGUUUCUGUGCACUCCAAUCCCCUCUCCCUUGUACAAUCUGCUUGUAUCAAGACUUCUUUAGAGUCUUGUUACAAGGGAACCCAACCACCUUGUUUUUCGGAGGCUGAGCUCUUCCAGCCUCCGACCCUAGGGAUGGUUGGGAACUCAUCAACUGGAAAGAUCCAGGAUGAUCCGGAAAAGAUCGAAGCUGCAGUAAAUGCGACCUUAGAAGAGUCUAGAAUAAAAUCAACCCAGAAAGACGUUAAAACAACCGAUGUUGGUGGAAAUUCAUCCAUAGUUGAUCCAACAAUCCCCGCUAACGGAACUAUACAAUCAGGUUUAGAUUAUCAAGCUCCUCUGCCUUCUAGUGAAGCUAAUGUAACUUUAAAGACAUCAACAACGCCCUCUAGUGGGGCUAAUGCAACUUUAAAAGCAUCAACAACGCCCUCUAGUGGAGCUAAUGCAACUUUAAAAGCAUCAACACUAGUGGAGCUAAUGCAACUUUAA